This is a messenger RNA of Debaryomyces hansenii CBS767, 2103 nucleotides long. RefSeq lists its product as uncharacterized. NCBI's taxonomy places the organism in Eukaryota, Fungi, Ascomycota, Pichiomycetes, Serinales, Debaryomycetaceae. Gene Ontology annotation, biological process: maintenance of protein localization in endoplasmic reticulum. The transcript has a single exon. Gene Ontology annotation, cellular component: endoplasmic reticulum membrane. The record is from RefSeq and is a predicted model, not a curated record. Bases 1 to 2103 code for a protein of 700 amino acids.
AUGGGUAGGAAUAGAAUAAAUCGAAACAGAUCUUUGGAUGGCCGUGGCGCUACAGGCUCAAGUCAUUUAAACACUUCGCUAGACUCAAAGUCAAGAUCCAGAUCCACUUCAAGAUCAACAUAUUCUAUCGGCCCAAGAUCCAGAUCGUCUACAACAACUUCGUUCUUGAAUUUUAUUUCAAAUGGAAGUCAUGCGUCGCAUUCGCUGCCGCCUAAUUGGAGAAAUAGAGAUAAAAUCUUCUCGCUCUAUAGAUUGCUAAAGUUAGAAUUGAAUUUGCCAGAUGAGAACAAUUCAGUAUCAGCACGAACCAGCGGCUCCCAGAAAGGCGAGGAUGAUAGCUCAUAUGAAGAAAUAUCUAAUUUGGUUAAGGUACCCUUGGCUUUGGAACGGUUUAUGAUUUUCGGUCUUUUGGUUUGUUUAAACUCAUUCUUGACGUUGUUUACGUUAGUGCCGCUUAAGAUUCUUAUUCUAAGCUACAAGUCCGUCUUUGAGUCUAUAGAUCAAUUUAGAGUACACCGGGGAUUAAAUUUGGACAUAUUUUACAAUAAAUUCCGCUGGAUCAAAAGAGAUGUUAUUACUCUUGCAAUUUUGAUUCUAUCUUUUUCUAUGCUUUCCUUGCCCAACUUAGACAUAUCAAGAAUGUAUCACGAUGUGAGGGGGCAAGCCGAUAUCAAAUUAUAUGUUAUGUUCGGGGUGUUGGAAGUGGCCGAUAAGCUAUGCUCGUCCAUAGGUCAAGAUAUUCUUAACAUUUUGUACCAAAUACCGAUCACACCAACUAGAAACAGGGCUUGGAUAAAGUUUGCUGUAUUUUUUAUAUUCUCCAUAUUAUACUUGUCGUUGCAUUCAUAUAUUCUCAUUUAUCAAACUGUCUCAUUAAAUGUUGCGGCCAAUUCAUAUUCCAACGCAUUGUUAACACUUUUGUUGUCUAAUCAAUUUGCAGAAUUAAAAGGAUCAGUCUUCAAGAAGUUUGACAGAGAAGGUUUAUUUCAAAUAACUAUGGCAGAUUUGACAGAGAGAUUCCAACUAUCACUCAUGUUGGGCAUUAUUGCAUUGCGUAAUUUACUACAAUUGAACAGUAUUCAUAUGGGAAUAAUACCCAAUAGCUGGAAAAGUUGGAACAAUUGGUUCGGGGCUCUUUUUGGUCCAAGCAUAGUAGUGAUUGGUAGUGAAAUUUUUGUCGAUUGGCUCAAACAUUGCUACAUUACUAAAUUUAAUAGAGUUAGACCAAGAAUCUAUCGCAAUUUCUUAUAUGUACUAAGUUUGGAUUAUAUCCAAGUAUUCAAAUCCACAUCAAAUCCCGAUAUUGAUGUCCUGUCCGAGCUAACUGAUUAUAUUGUCUUGACUAAACGUAUCGGGUUACCAUUAUUAGCUUCUAUUGUUUGUUUUCUUCGUAUGACCUAUCCUGAUCUUAAACAAUUGUUUUUUUUUCAAGCUACAAAUUCAUUUGUUUAUUCGCUCAUUAUAAGCUUAAUAUUAAUAUUAAUCACUUUCUUUACUUUAAUGUUCAUUAGAUUAAUGCUUGGGUUGGUGAUUUUGAAAUGGGCUAACAGAAUUAGAAAUGAGCAUAAGAAAUACCAGACUUGGUUACGUGAGGAAUCCUCAAAGCUUGGUGAUGCAACAGAAUAUCUGAAAUCAGCCAUUGUUGACGGGUUUUCAUUAUCACCCCAAUUAGUCUCUUCGACAGUUGAUACGGAUAUUGCAUCGACAAGUAUUGAGAGUGACAUUUUGCCUCGUGGUUUGGAUAAUCAAGUCUCAAGUCCUAAUUCACUGACUCCAACAUUGCCACUAUUUGAUCUUGAAACCCCAUCGCCUAAAGCAUCACCUAAGACAUCACAAGGCCUAUCAAAUAAUAUACCGUCACCGAAGUCGCCUAUUGAAUUAUCUUAUAUUCCAGGAGUCCCUAACACAGAAGCUUCGUCCAUUAAUCCAAGUACACGCUCUUACUUAUAUGAUUUCGGAGAAAAAGUUCCACCUACUAUAGAAGAAAGAAGGAAUCAACAAUUUAUGAACCAAGAUACUGAGCUUAAUGAUCUUGACGUUAACGGGGAUGAAGGGUUAGGUAACGUAAUGAGGUACGAAAUGUCUAGCAAGCGUAUUUGGUAG